CUUCAUUUGAGAAGAGACAAUAAAUACAAUGUUGCAAGUUGAGAAAGAAUCUAUUGCUCCAUCGCCAGAGCUGUUGUCUGAGGGCAUUGCUGCUGUCAAGUUAGAGAAGAAAAAAGAUGAUCAACCAAAGGAUCAACUAGAGAACGAACCGAGCCAGAAUGUUGCUCCGGAGGAAGGUGAAAAGAAGAAAAAGAAAAAGAAGAAGAAGAAACACUCAAAAAAGAAGAAUAUCACCAUUAUCACUCAAUACUAUCCCAACGAGAUUUACCCCGAAGGUGAAUGGUCAGAUUAUAAACAAGAUCUUGAGCUUGAUGAUAAUUUAAAGCGUUCAACUAAUCAAGAAAAAAAACAAUUAGAUCUAAUCAAUUUCAAUAAGUGGAACGAUCUCAGAAAAGGCGCUGAGAUUCAUCGAAGAUCAAGAAAAUUGGCUAGAAAUUUAAUCAAACCAGGAAUGACAAUGAUCGAAAUCGCAGAUACUAUUGAAAAUGCUGUUAGAACAUUUUCUGGUGGUGACAAACUUAAUGAAAAAAUCACUGGUAUGGGUUUCCCUACUGGUCUUUCAUUAAAUCAUGUUGCUGCUCACUAUACACCAAACGCUGGUGAUAAAACUAUCUUACAUGAAGAUGAUGUUAUGAAAGUUGAUAUAGGUGUUCAUGUCAAUGGCAAUAUAGUCGAUUGUGCUUUCACUCAUACUUUCAAUCCUAAAUAUGAUCCUUUAUUAACUGCUGUAAGAGAAGCCACUUAUACUGGUAUUAAAGAAGCAGGAGUUGAUGUAAGAUUAACUGACAUCGGUGAAGCUGUUCAGGAGGUUAUGGAAAGUUAUGAAAUUGAAUUAGAUAACAGGGUUUAUCCAAUCAAAUGUAUUAGAAACUUAAAUGGUCAUAAUAUUGCUCCCUUCCAAAUUCAUGGUGGUAAAACUGUUCCAAUUGUUAAAAAUGGCGACAAUACCAAAAUGGAAGAAAACGAAGUCUUUGCCAUUGAAACCUUUGGUUCAACCGGUAGAGGCUACGUUAUCAGUCAGGGUGAAUGUUCCCAUUAUUCAAGAAUCCCGGAUUCUGAAAUAUCAAAUGGCUAUCCUCCAACUUUAAAAUUAAACAAAGCAAAAGAAUUGUUGAGUACGAUUGAUUCUCACUUUGGCACUUUGCCAUUUUGCAGAAGAUACCUUGAUAGAACUGGUGAACAAAAAUAUUUAUUAGCCUUAAGAAACUUGGUUCAAUCUGGUUAUGUUCGUGAUUAUUUGCCUUUAGUUGACACAAAGGGUUCAUAUACUGCUCAAUUUGAGCAUACCAUUAUAAUUCAUCCCACUCGUAAAGAGAUUGUCUCGAAGGGCGAUGACUUUUAAUUGAAAUAAGUAAAGCGUUUAUUAGCAUAUUUAUUAAUAUAUAUUAAUAUGUACUCGUAAUCAGUACAAUUCGAUCUCAAUACCACCAUCAUCACAUAACCUU
Ascoidea rubescens DSM 1968 is the source of this 1445-nucleotide messenger RNA. It is a transcript of the gene MAP2, whose product is annotated as methionine aminopeptidase. Bases 29 to 1342 code for a protein of 437 amino acids. Gene Ontology annotation, molecular function: metalloaminopeptidase activity. The record is from RefSeq and is a predicted model, not a curated record. Gene Ontology annotation, biological process: proteolysis. The transcript is spliced from 2 exons. Lineage: Eukaryota; Fungi; Ascomycota; Saccharomycetes; Ascoideales; Ascoideaceae.